This is a messenger RNA of Suillus subalutaceus, 1332 nucleotides long. RefSeq lists its product as uncharacterized. The transcript has 9 exons. The record is from RefSeq and is a predicted model, not a curated record. Bases 1 to 1332 code for a protein of 443 amino acids. NCBI's taxonomy places the organism in Eukaryota, Fungi, Basidiomycota, Agaricomycetes, Boletales, Suillaceae.
AUGCGUCUCUUUGCUGGUGUCUCUUUUGUUGACGCGUCUAUUUUUCUCUCCCUCUUGUCAACGCGUCUCUUUUUCCAACGCGUCUAUUUGGUCAUUUCUCUCUCUCUUGUUCAACGCGUCUCUUUUUUCCAACGUGUCUAUUUGUUCUCUCUCUCUUGUCAACGCGUCUCUUUCCAACGCGUCUCUUCAGUCAUAUUCUCUUUUGAUAACGCAUCUUUUGUCAACGCCCCUCUUCUGCUUCUGCGUCCUUUGGUCAGCUUUGAACGCUCAUCCACCAUGGCCCGCACCAAGAACACCGCCAAAAAAUCCAAUGGUGGCUCAGCACCACGCAUCCUCCUCACUACUUCAAGAACCGGUAAAACUGGUACUUCUGGAGUAGACGCCCAGAGAAGGAAGGCUUUGACUGCCUCCAAGGUCACAACUGUGGGAGGUGGGGACCUUGAAAAGAGAAAUGCUCAUCAUAAGGCUUUGACCGCCGCCAAGGCUACCUUGCCUAUUGGAGGUGGGGACUUGGACAAACUAGGUGGUCACAACGAGUUCUGCAUACUCUGCAGGGAUGGUGCAGAGCGCUAUGAAGACAAUACCCUCUUCAUGUGCGCUCUGUGCCCCAGAGUGGUGUGCAGACUCUGCCUGCAGCUGCCGCCCGAUCUGGAGACCAAAGUCCUGCAAGAGGACGUCUCAUUCAGGUGCAUUUGUUGCCAUAUCAAGAUGGAACAAGGCGGCACCUACUUUGGUUUCUAUAACGCGAAUGGCCUUCCGGCCUUGGAUAGGUUCUUGCCCAUCAACGGUGCGCUUGAGUUGUCCGAGCUAGCCGAAAUAUCGGCGGCGCCAGUGAUUUUUAUACACCUUAUUCUCGUCAACUUGUCAGUGGCUGGUAGCCCUUUGGAGUUCGCUCAUUCCUUUCUCAAGCCCUACUACACUGGCGACGGCAUCGAAUAUCUUGAUGUCUACUAUGACAUUGGGUCUGAUGCCAAGGCCGCCCCCUACCGCAGCAAAGUCUGGAAGAUGAUUAAAGUUUUGAAGAACUUGUUCAUCUGGGAACGUGUAGUCAUCGGCAUUUCCACUCAUACUGAUGAGGAUUUUGGCAACCCUUUUAUUGGGUAUGAGGAUGGUGAUACCAACAACUAUCUCAGCACUUUGGUUGAUGAUGUGAGUUUUUUCUUUCAAAGUUGGCCAAUAGUGACGCUUGUUGCAGUUCUUGGAAUAAUUCUCCAACCCUGGCAAACUAUCAUCGACCACGCCCAGGAAUCUUACCUCUGGAUGUUAUGUUGCGGCUCCCUUGUCAACAACUCAGACUCAUUCCAUGGCUUGCAAGAGGCUGUUGCCUGGUAA